AUCUCUCUCUCUCUUACUUGUUUCAACAAUGGCUGUUCAGAUUCCUUGCGACGGAGACGGUGUUUGUAUGCGGUGCAAAGCCACACCACCGGAGGAAGAGACGCUGACUUGCAGCACGUGCGUCGCUUCUUGGCACGUGGCUUGUCUCCUCCCUGAAUCGCUCGUUUCGUCGACCGGAAAUUGGGAGUGUCCCGAUUGCUCCGGCGUUGUCGCUGUCGAUUCCGCCGUUCCUGUUGCUGUUUCCGGUGGUUCCGGUCUUGUGGCGGCGAUCCGUGCGAUUGAGGCUGAUGUGACUUUGACUGAAGCUGAAAAAGCGAAGAAGAGGCAGAGACUCAUGAGUGGUGGUGGUGAUGAUCGUGUUGAUGAAGAGGAGGAGAAGAAUAAGAAGAAGAUUCUCGAUGUUUCUUGCUCAAUUUGCAUUCAGCUUCCGGAGAGACCUGUCACGACACCGUGUGGGCACAAUUUCUGCUUGAAAUGUUUUCAGAGAUGGGUAGCUCAAGGGAACCUGACGUGCAUGACAUGCCGCGGCAGAAUCCCGAAAGCUGUGGCGAAAAAUCCUCGCAUCAACUUAACUCUGGUCUCUGCUAUUCGUUUAGCUAGGGUUUCCGAUUGUGCUGUUGAAGCAGCUACGGUUAAGGUUCAGCAUUUCAUCCGCAACCAAGACAGGCCUGACAAAGCGUUUACUACCGAGAGGGCCAAGAAGACUGGGAAAGCGAAUGCUGCAAGUGGGAAGAUCUAUGUGACAACACCUGGUGAUUAUUUUGGUCCCAUAACAUCAGACUAUGAUCCAACUAGAAAGAGAGGUGUUGUGGUGGGAGACUCGUGGGAUGACAGGCAAGACUGUAGGCAAUGGGGAGCUCAUUUGCCGCAUAUUGCGGGCAUUGCUGGGCAAGCCCUUGUUGGAUCUCAGUCAGUUGCUCUCUCUGGAGGCUACUUGGACGACGAGGACCAUGGUGAAUGGUUCCUCUACACUGGCAGUGGUGGAAGGGAUCUCAGUGGAAACAAAAGAACUAAUAAGGUGCAGUCUUUUGACCAGCAGUUUCUCAAAAUGAAUCAAGCUCUAAGACUCAGUUGCCAAAUGGGCUAUCCUAUCCGAGUUGUCAGGUCUCACAAGGAGAAGCGUUCUGCAUAUGCCCCUCUGGAAGGAGUGAGAUAUGAUGGGAUUUACAGGAUUGAGAAAUGCUGGAGAAAAGUUGGAAUACAGGGUUCUUUUAAGAUGUGUCGUUACCUGUUUGUUAGAUGUGACAACGGGGCAGCUCCAUGGACCAGUGAUGAGCAUGGUGAUCGUCCAAGACCUUUGCCGGAUAUCCCUGAGCUUAAGAAAGCCACUGACCUGUUUGUGAGAAAGGAGAAACCAUCAUGGGAUUUCGAUGAAACUGAUGGUCUUUGGAAAUGGAUGAAGACUCCACCUGUUUGUAAAAAGCCUAUUCCUGAUAUGGAUCCUAAGGCGACGAAGAUGAAGAAUGCGAAACGAGGAAAGAAAACAACGAGGAACACACUUCUCAAAGCCUUCAAGUGCCAAAUCUGUAAGAAGAUGAUGAGUCUUCCAGUGACAACUCCAUGUGGUCACAACUUCUGCAAAGGAUGCUUAGAGACUAAAUUUGCUGGGAUAAGUAAAAUGCGAGAGAGAAGCAGAGGCGAGCGUACACUACGUGCGAUGAAGAACGUCAUGCCCUGUCCUCAAUGCUCUAUUGACCUCUCUGAGUUUCUCCAGAACCCACAGGUGAACAGACAACUGAUGGGUAUGAUUGAGAAUGUGAAGAAAGAAGAGGAAGAGUCUCAACAAGGAGAGUCUUCUGGAGGAAACACAGAGUCUGAAGAAGAAGACGCUGACGCUGAAGCAGAAGCAGAAGCAGAAGCUGAAGCAAAAGCUAGAGAAGAAGCUGAAGCUGAAAACUAUUUCGUCAAAUUUGAGGUUAACUCGUAG
Capsella rubella is the source of this 1927-nucleotide messenger RNA. RefSeq names its product putative E3 ubiquitin-protein ligase ORTHRUS 4. Gene Ontology annotation, biological process: negative regulation of gene expression via chromosomal CpG island methylation; protein ubiquitination. The record is from RefSeq and is a predicted model, not a curated record. Gene Ontology annotation, molecular function: ubiquitin protein ligase activity; metal ion binding. The transcript is spliced from 10 exons. NCBI's taxonomy places the organism in Eukaryota, Viridiplantae, Streptophyta, Magnoliopsida, Brassicales, Brassicaceae. Bases 29 to 1927 code for a protein of 632 amino acids.